Messenger RNA from Acinonyx jubatus (cheetah), 3105 nucleotides. It is a transcript of the gene OCIAD2, whose product is annotated as OCIA domain containing 2. The transcript is spliced from 8 exons. NCBI's taxonomy places the organism in Eukaryota, Metazoa, Chordata, Mammalia, Carnivora, Felidae. Bases 264 to 815 code for a protein of 183 amino acids. Gene Ontology annotation, cellular component: mitochondrial inner membrane. The record is from RefSeq and is a predicted model, not a curated record.
GGCGGAGCAAGAGGAGGAAGGAGCUGCGCGGGCAGCUCGGGAAAGAGGCGGGGGCCCGGCGGCAGGGAGGCGGCCGAGGCGCGGGGACGGCGCCGGGAGGCGGGAGCAGUCCCGCUGCAGCUGCGGCCGCGCAAGGAGGCGGUCUGGGCUCGGCUCCGCGGGCCCCCAGGCGCGGCCAGCGACGGGUCCCUACCUACGCAGACUUCGCGUCAACGAAUAAGCUGAGUACGCUCAACGAGAAGAGAAGCAGAGACAAAGUCAUCAUGGCUUCGGUGUCUACUCAUGGAAAUCAAGAUAAAGGCCCCCAUUUGCCACCACCAAGCAAGCAGGAGGCAACUGGGUCUCAAGGAUACCAGGCAGGCAAAGGGAGUGAGGAGCAUUGCGGGCAGGAUGAGCCGCAUGGACGGAAGCUGGGGAGUCUAUUAUUUUGUCCAAAAUCAAAACUGCACAUCCACAGAGGAGAGAUUUCAAAGAUUAUCCGAGAGUGUCAAGAAGAAAGCUUCUGGAAGAGAGCUCUGCCUUUUUCUCUUGUGAGCAUGCUCGCCACCCAAGGACUAGUCCACCACGGUUAUUUAGCAUCUAAUCCAAGAUUUGGAUCAUUGCCCAAAGUUGCACUCGCGGGUAUCUUGGGAUUUGCCCUUGGAAAGGCAUCAUACAUACGAGUGUGCCAGAGUAAAUUCCAUUCCGUCGAAGAUCAGCUCCGUGGGGCUGGUUUUGGUCCAGGGCAUAACAGGCACUGCCUGCUUACCUGUGAGGAGUGCAAAAUCAAGCACGGAUUACACGAGAAGGGAAGCUCUCAGCCUUCAGCUUCUUAAACUUGUCUCUAUGGCUUUGGAAGUUCCUUAAACCUCUCUCUGAAUUUGUACACAUUUAGAAUUUCAAGUGUACUUUAAAAUAACAUAUGUAUAGUGGAACAGAAACAUUGUGCUUCUCUCUUUUGGACAUGCUUUCUGGGGAAGAUUCUCAAUUGAAGUGAGCAGUAUAUGUUUGUCUGCAAUUUGAGAACUUGUCGGGGGCAUUCACACACCAAAAAAGAAAUUACAUUGCAUUCCUUAACUUGCUUACAGCUGAGUAAAAGCGCUUCCAGUCUUCGCUGAUUUGGGCCAUCCAUUCUUUCACUCUGCUUUUGUCCAGGGUUUUAAGAUCGCGGAUACAGGAUGGGAGUGAAUAUUCAGGAACUUGGGAAGCCAUGCCCCAAAGAAAACCAAUGUGUAUAGAGGUAGAAACACGGGACAAGAAAGACUGUGUCUUAUAGGUUUGAGAAGUGCUUUCUAAAAUAUAGGAACCAAGAUGUUUAAGUUGAUAAAAAAUAUUUCCCUUGAAAGAGUCAGAAUUUGAAUCCACUGCCCUUUCAGUGACAUAGAUGACUUUGUGCCUCAUUGGUGUGGUGAAGUUUUGGAAGAACCCAUCAUCUUUAGGUUACUUGUUUAGCAUGCUCAUGGUCAGCAUUAAAGAACUGGGUUCUUAAACUUGACUUUCCAAACUGCCCCUCCUUCUCCCAAGGAACAAUUUGUUUAUGGGAACGAUCACUUGAAGAAUUCACGGAAUGAUAAACUUUUGGGGCUAUAAGGAGCUCAGAAGCAGCCAAUCCAACCCCAGGAGUUGGAUUCCUAUUCUCCUACCAGGUUUUCUGCAUGAAAAAACCAACAAACCAACCAGCCAGCUAACCUCUUCCACUGGAGACCUUGCAUUUUAUGGCGAGUUGUCUGAGACCUUCAUAAACAUUUAAUUUGCAUCUUCGCAUUUUCUCAGGAAAAUGCUUUAUGUAUGUGUCGCCAUUUAUUCACUGGUUUGUGUGUGUGCGUGCACGCUUGUGCGUACGUGUAGCUGUUUGUAUUAAUACAUCUUGAAACCAUGUAUAAAAAGGAAAAUCUCAUCAGAAGUUAAUAAUUGAUCUGAAAUAUCAUUUUAAAUAUCAAAAAUAUUUGGGAAAUUUUCUUUUUACAUGAACCUUAAGUGUAUGACAUGGAGGGUUUUGUUUUUUUUUAAGUUCAUUUAUUUUUGAGAGAGAGACAGAGUACAAGUGUUAGGAGGGGCAGAGAGAGUGAGAGAGACAGAGAAUCUGUUAGCACAGAGGCUGACGUGGGACUUGAUCUCACGAAGCUUGAGAUCAUGACCUGAGCUGAAAUCAACACUUGGACGCUUACCCGACUGAACCAUCCAGGCGUACCUGAAAUGGUGUGGUUUUGACUUCAUCUCCUUCAUAGUACAUAUCCUGGUCUUGCAGUUGAUAAAGUUCUAUUUCUGUAAAUCAGAAGCCAACAAUCCUAGCUUCGUGGAUGCAGUUGAACUCCUGACUCUGGCAGCGAACUAGUGGGGACUCUGUUCUCUGGGUGAUUGGCAACAAUUCAGAACUAGGCACAUUUAUUUCCUACAAACCAGAAAAUGAUUUCCCAGGGAUCAGAACACCUUCAGAUUGCCAAGCACAGCAAGUCAGUGUUGAAAUCAGUCUUGGGGUACUGGGAAAAGAUGAAUCUAUUAUUGUUGAAAAGGCCCAUUGUUUUUAUAGCUGACGUCUUCAUAUUUUCUCCUGAGUCAAAUUGGAUUUAUUGUUUGGGCUCUCUGCUUUUCCUAAGCAGGUAAGUUAUUCAUUGAAACAGUUCAUCACAGUGAUCUUUCCUUUCACGGGGUGAAAGGAAAUCAAUAAAGAGAAAACUGGAAGGUCAUCCAAGAAAUCUCAAAUAUUUUGCUGCUUUCUCUAUUGCGUAUAUUAGGAAGCAUGUAUCGUGGGGAGAAUGUUUCUUGCAGGAAGAUGUGUCAAAAGAGUAGCAUUUGUCUUGCAGCAUUUAGAUAUUACCAACACUCGUCACCAAGCUAGUCAUAAGCUUAUGAGAGCAUUGCCUUCAUGAUAAAAACAGACAAAAAAGAGGUACUGUAUAUAAUGCUUAUAUAUUUUAAAAAUUCUCACUUAAGGGGCUCAGUCAGUUAAGCAUCUGACUUUGGCUCAGGUAAUGACCUCACAGUUCAUGAGUUUGAGCCCUGCAUCUGCUCUCUGCUGUCAGUGCUGAGCCCACCUUGGAUCUUCUCUCUCUCUCACUGUCACUCUCUGCCCCUCACCUGUUCAUGUGAGCGUGUGCAUGCACAUGCACGCUCUCUCUCUCUCUC